GGCAGGCACGCACGCGCACUGAGCCUGCCGGGCGCGCGGGGUGGUGAGCCGGGGAUGACUGACUAAACCUGGGAGAAACGCUGGUGGGAGGCUCGGGCGGGUGCCGGUGCCCGCGUAGGCCGUGCUCGCCCCGCAGCCACCACCCACCCGGUGACCAUGAUAGGUUACCUACCACAAAACUCAGUGUUUGUCAGGUUCAACUCCAGCCAUGGUUUCCCAGUGGAGGUCAAUUCUGACACCAGCAUCUUCCAGCUCAAGGAAGUGGUUGCUAAGCGACAGGGGGUUCCAGCUGACCAGCUUCGUGUGAUUUUUGCUGGGAAGGAGCUUCAGAAUGACCUGACAGUGCAGACUUUUUCCAUUUGCUUCAUGAAAACACAGAAGGAAUGCUUAAGGGGUUUGACUCCAAGCUUGAGAAAACAGAAGAUCCACUGAGUGACAGCCACAGUCUCCAGAAUUCAGUCUCUUUCAGAGGCAGAACACAUGACAGUUCAGAAUUGGUCCUAUCAAAGGAUGCUGCCUUGUUUUCCUGAGAGGACCCUGGUUUGAUGGUUGACUUCUCAUUGACCUGUGGACAGCUCUCACCAUCACAAAUUUUCUAAGUCUUUUUGCUGUGGUCACAGCAUUUGAAAAGAUUCACAUAGGUUCAGAAUUUUGGCAGAUUUCAAAUGGAUCCAGUCUAAGUUUGGCUUAUUCUUCUGAAAUAUGCAAUAUGGUUCUUUAAAAGGACA
Molecule: messenger RNA, 728 nt
Organism: Cricetulus griseus (Chinese hamster)
Lineage: Eukaryota; Metazoa; Chordata; Mammalia; Rodentia; Cricetidae
Source: RefSeq, a predicted model, not a curated record